AAAAUGUCGGGCCGUGGAAAAGGAGGCAAGGGUUUGGGCAAGGGAGGAGCGAAGCGACACCGUAAGGUUCUCCGAGAUAAUAUUCAAGGUAUUACGAAGCCUGCAAUUCGGCGUUUGGCUCGUAGGGGUGGAGUGAAGCGCAUCAGUGGGCUGAUCUAUGAGGAGACACGUGGCGUUCUGAAGAUAUUCUUGGAAAAUGUGAUCCGUGAUGCCGUUACAUACACAGAGCACGCCAGGAGGAAAACGGUAACUGCCAUGGAUGUGGUGUAUGCGCUGAAGAGGCAGGGCAGGACUCUCUAUGGAUUCGGGGGUUAAGUUGUUCUAAUCGUUUUAUGUAGAGAGACAAGUCUUGCUGUCAAGAAGUUUAUGACUGUGUUUUUAGGUUUAGGGUUAGGGUUAGGGUUAUAUUUCUGUAGUUCAUUCUCUGAUUUGCAAGUUAAAUGGUUUUUAUACACUUCCUGUGGAAUUGGUGUGGCAAUCAUGAAUCAAUGAUGUAUUUCAGUUAAAA
Messenger RNA from Mangifera indica (mango), 508 nucleotides. RefSeq names its product histone H4. The transcript has a single exon. Gene Ontology annotation, biological process: nucleosome assembly. The record is from RefSeq and is a predicted model, not a curated record. Bases 4 to 315 code for a protein of 103 amino acids. Lineage: Eukaryota; Viridiplantae; Streptophyta; Magnoliopsida; Sapindales; Anacardiaceae. Gene Ontology annotation, cellular component: nucleosome. Gene Ontology annotation, molecular function: structural constituent of chromatin; protein heterodimerization activity; DNA binding.